CUCUGAACCCCUGGGAGAAAGGGAGAGAAAACAGAGGAACCUCGCUGCUUCCGCUGCUCUUUCCCCAACUUUUGAUAUUUAAUACAGCCUUUUCUCUUCACUAGCAGCAGGACUCAAAGAACUAAAGAAGGAAGAGGGCUCUUUCAUCCUUGCCAAAGAUCUGCAGAAAAGACCCCAAGAGGCUCUUUCGAAAAAGUGACUUUUCCCCAGAGCAGCAAAUGGCAAGGAGUCUUCCUUUACGGCAAGCCUUUGUACCACUGGGACUGCUGUUCCUAGUCCAUGGAGUCCAUUGCUUUCUCUUGCCCAAUGCAACCCAAUGGGAAAACAUCCUCAGCAAAUAUCACGACGAGCAACCACACUCAAGGUCAAGAAGAGCCAUUUCCCAUUCUGACAAAGAAGAGAUCCUGAUGCUACACAAUAAGCUGAGAAGCCAGGUCUACCCUUCAGCAUCCAACAUGGAGUACAUGAGGUGGGAUGAUGAGUUGGAGAGAACUGCAGAGUCUUGGGCCCAUCAGUGCAUCUGGGAUCAUGGACCAGCCACCCUUCUCAUGUCUAUUGGACAGAACCUGGGGGUCCACUGGGGAAGGUAUCGUUCUCCGGCUUUCCACGUCCAGUCUUGGUACGAUGAAGUGAAAGAUUAUACCUAUCCAUAUGCCCAUGAGUGCAACCCCUGGUGUCCGGACAGAUGCUCAGGACCGAUGUGCACCCAUUACACCCAGAUUGUCUGGGCCACAACGAACAAAGUUGGCUGUGCUGUGCACACGUGUCCACGGAUGGACGUGUGGGGUGAGGUCUGGGAGAAUGCCGUCUACUUGGUCUGCAACUAUUCUCCCAAAGGCAACUGGAUUGGAGAAGCCCCGUAUAAAAAUGGCAGACCUUGCUCGGAAUGCGCACCCAGCUACGGAGGGGGAUGCCAGAAUAACCUCUGUUAUAAAGAUGACCAUUACACGCAAAAGCCCGAGACACCAGAGAUGAACGAGGUGGAGAUUCCUCAAGUGAUUGAGGACCAGCAGGUGUGGGUGCAGGAGAAGGUCCAGCCUCAGCCCACCAAGCGCGUGAAGGAGAAAAAGCCACCCAUGGUCGCUUACAUGACGCAAACAAUCAGGUGUGACACCAAAAUGAGGGACAAAUGCAAAGGAUCGACAUGUAACAGAUACUUGUGUCCCGCUGGCUGCUUGAACAGUAAAGCAAAAGUGUUUGGAACCUUCAACUAUGAGAGCUCGUCCAGCAUAUGCCGGGCUGCCAUUCAUUCUGGAGUGUUGGACAACCGAGGAGGUCUGGUAGAUAUCACCAGGAAGGGCAGAACAGACCUCUUCAUGAAAUCUACAAGAAACGGCGUUGCGUCCUUAAGUAAAUCCAGGCCUUCUAAUUCCUUCCUUGUUUCAAAAGUUGCUGUGCAGACCCUGGAUUGUUACACCACGGUGGCAGAGCUCUGUCCGUUCAAGAAGCCGGCCACUCACUGCCCAAGGUCAUACUGUCCAGCUUACUGCAAAGAUGAGCCAUCCUACUGGGCACCGGUGUAUGGCACCAAUGUUUACGCAGAUAGUUCCAGUAUCUGCAAAACGGCCGUACAUGCAGGGGUCAUCGGGGACAGUUCUGGCGGUUACGUGGACGUGAUGCCGGUGGACAAGAAGAAAUACUACACUGGAACGUUGAGGAAUGGGAUCAGAUCUGAAAGCUUAAAGACUCCAAGAGAAGGGAAAGCCUUCCGCAUCUUUGCGGUGAAGCAAUAAACAUUCAAGAAAGCAGAGCUCUUCCACUGGGAAGUGGGGACGGCACUGUACCUAAGCGACGGGAAGCUCAUACAUGAGGGGUUUCGUCCCGGCAUGCAGCAUGACGAAGUCCUCUUAGUCAAAACUCUUUCACAGAAGGAAUGGACGGCCAUGACAAUUGCAUUCUGACUUAACUAUCUGCGGCUCAUCAGCAUUGGAUCAGUGUUGUGUUACUAUUUUUACUUGCAGAAGUUUUGGUCAUUCAGCAAGCAUUGCGGGUUCUGAUUUUGAGAGAAGGGUGUUGGAUGCCCCACCUUGCCCUCUCUGUUCCCAUGCACAGCUUUGAUUACUCAAGAUCCAAAGAGUUCAGACUUGGUAGAACCCACUGCUCUCAAAGUGGGAAAGAGCAUAUUUUCAACAAAUGGGUGGUAUUUUAUGGAGGUGAAUGUUUGUUUUUUUAAAAUACACACCUGUGGUGUUGAACCUCAAGCCAGCAGGCCAAAUCCAGUCCAUCAGCAUUCCUUAGUUGGCCGUGCCCCUUUUCCCAGCCUUCCCGAUCCUUCCCCGAAACUAAAAUGGUUGCCCUCUUCAAAGUCACUCUUUAGACCUGGGCAAACCACCUCAAUGUGCUUCUUGGGAUCAUGCAUCCAAGUCGCUCUGGAAACACUCGAUUUGGGUCAAGGGAUGAGUUUGGUCUGUUAGGUGCAGUGUUGAAGCAAUGCGGUCAGGCAUUUCUGUGGAUAUUGGAAAGGCUGAUGAAGCUGUCCAAAAGCAAGCCACCUUGUGCAAAGAAUACUGGCUCUGGAAACCAGAGUUUCCUCCCCAGCCCAAAGAUCAAGGUAAGAUAGCUGGGUUUGCUGGCCAAACAAUUGUAGGACCUUGAGCAGGUGGUCGUUAGCAAGAAGUCACGGAAUUAGGACUCCUGUCCAGGCACAUGCUGAUCAACAGUAUGUUAAGCCGCGUUAUUUUAUGUAAUUAAAUGCAAUUUAUUUUAUUCAGCAGAGCUGGUUAUAUCCUCAUUAAGUAGUGAUCUCUAAGAGUUGGUUGUUAUUUUGUUAGAAGCGUAAGCAGUGUUUGCUUUUCAUUUUGUUUGUACAGAUUCAGAGCUUUGUUUCAUACUAUAUGUGAAACAAAGGGAUGUUGGGAGUUAUCCACAACACAUACAUUAUGCAAUACUAUUAGAGCAGGUCUUUUUCAUAUAUAUAUAUAUAUAUUUAUAUUUAUAUAUAUAUCACAUGCUGAUCUUAACUGUGUCUAUAGAGCAUAGUGUUCAAAUUUCAACCAGGUAUUCCAUGGGUUAGAGGUUACGAAUUCAUCAUCAAUUAAUUAAGGUUGAAUUGAUCAACCUUUGCAUCUCUCCAUAGCCAAGAUCCCCCUGUUUUGCUUGCUUGUCCCUGGUGGCUUUUUGGAUGUACUUCGAUUGGACAACGAGACUCACAAUCUCACCCGUCUCAUGAGCAGAGAACUAUUAUGAAGGUUCUAUUUAUUGCAAGUAGUCUUUUGCAGUGGACAGCAACUUCACGUUCAUCCUCCUUGGUCUUCUACUGUUGCUGUUCGGUGCCAUCACAUCGUCUCCAGCUUGCUGGCCCUAUCCAUGAAAGCUCUCCAGAAUGUCCUCUCCUGGUCCUCUAAAGCAGGCAGAUAAAGUGCUCCUCGGAGAACUGUUGCCCACAUGUGGAAUUCUGGACUUCAGAGACGGCUUGGGAGCCAUGGUGCUAAAUUGGUGCUACUCAGGGAUGGGCAGGCCCCUUCCAAACGGAUCGAUCUGCUCCGUGUCUUCGGAGCGCUAAGUCCUGCUGGGAGGCUAUGAUGCCAUCACCACAGGCCUCAGCUGGGAAGGCUCGGUCCCAUGGAGGCUUUCAAACCAGGGCACGCAUGCAAUCCCGAUCAUGUAUGGAUUUUGUUCCCAUUUCAUUUCGGUAGUGGCAUAGGGAGGAGAGAGUGAAGCCUUCAGCAAGGGGCCACAUCUCUUGCUUUGGUUCGUGGUGCCGAUGCCUUCACCAUACACCAGUGGUCAACCAAACCCUUGGCCAGGGUCCUCUCCCUCCCUGCGCCACUCUUCCCCAGACACCACUAAACUUGCUGAAACGGCAAUAAAUCAAGGCGUGUGUGUGUUGGCCACCAAAGUGCUUUCAGCAGCUGUGCAGUGGGGCACAAGCCACUACGUUCACAACACACCCCGACUGAGCUGAGCUUUCAGGCUCACUCAGGGCUCAAUGUUCGGACUGGAACGCGGGUCGUCUGGAAGGACGGAUCCGUGCAGUGGGGUGGACUCCUCCAAGCACUGGUGCCUGUGGCUUGGGCAGAGUUCAUGAGCCCUGGACAUCUGGGAUGGAACUAGUUCAUUGCUGUGAGAUCCCAUUGCUUAGUUUCUUCCGUGAUGGUGGGAAAGGAAGAAAAGCAGGGAAUAGUAUAUAUAGGCAUGGCCAUUUUUAUUAAAAUAGCGCUGGUGUGUACAAUCAAACAUCAAUAAAUAGAGAACCAAGGAUGGGUCCCAUGCUAUCUGUUUUUGAUGCAUACAUGUCUGCAUAGAUCUCAUCUGUAGGCAGCAACAGCCUGCGGUUUUUUGUACAUUGCUUUUUUUCUAUGAAAAAAGAUGUAUUUUUUACUAUUUCCUCUGUAAAAAAAGUGACUGUAAAUGGCUUUGUUUGGGCUUUGUACAAUCUUUUAAAAGGGCUCGCUUUCCGAUUUUUGGACCUCUUUGGGUUUCUGGCUUUCCCUCAGCAAAAGAAUCUGCUCCGCAAAAUAGCCCAAUUCCUUGCUAUUUUGGUUUAUGACAUUUGUGAAAAUAAAAUCGUUGCGAAUUCAA
This is a messenger RNA of Varanus komodoensis (Komodo dragon), 4521 nucleotides long. RefSeq names its product cysteine rich secretory protein LCCL domain containing 2 (gene CRISPLD2). Gene Ontology annotation, cellular component: extracellular region. NCBI's taxonomy places the organism in Eukaryota, Metazoa, Chordata, Lepidosauria, Squamata, Varanidae. The coding region runs from base 219 to 1733 and encodes 504 amino acids. The record is from RefSeq and is a predicted model, not a curated record. The transcript has 15 exons.